AUGUCCUCCACAAUGAUCCUGUUGGCCGUAUGGGUUGGAACCUUGACCCUUUCUGAAGCCCUGCCUAUUAAGAACGCUACCACCACUGCAGUCCAAGAGGCGAAGGUGAGACUGAAAAGAAAAUAUACAGGGGAAUAUUCGGAAAUGGACUACAUGAAUGCAAUGGACAAGAUAUUGCAAGCCAAUAACAGGCUGCGGCCUCCCAGAGGAAUGAGUUUUAGGGAGGGGGACAUCGCCAACUCAUACAUGAGGAGUGCCAUCACCUGUCCCGGCAACGCCUGCCUGUGGCCCAAAUCCGUCGACGGAUUUGUUUACGUUCCAUACAUCGUCUCUCCCCUCUACGACAAUAUGGACAGAAUUACAAUAGAAACCGGCAUGCAGGACAUCUCCGUAGACACGUGUGUCAAAUUUGUUCCACGGACGCACGAAGGAAGCUUCCUUGAUAUUCAGCCUCGAUAUGGGUGCUGGUCCUACCUGGGCCAGACCGGAGGCAGCCAGGUGCUCUCCCUGCAGUCCCCCGGGUGCAUGUGGUCCGGGGUGGCGUCCCAUGAGCUCAUGCACGCGCUCGGGUUUGUGCACGAGCAGUCCCGCUCGGACCGGGACCGCUACGUCACCAUCAUGUGGAAGAACAUCCUGCCAGACCGCAUUCAUAACUUCCAGAAACAAGCAACAAACAACCUGAACACUGCAUAUGACUACAGCUCGGUCAUGCAUUAUGGAAGAUAUGCUUUCUCUGGAGAUGGUGGUCCUACUAUCGUCCCUAAGCCGAAUCCUUACAUUCCCAUUGGCCAGCGUGAUGGACCAAGUCUACUGGAUCUUCACAAGAUUAACACACUAUACAACUGCUAA
Messenger RNA from Gadus chalcogrammus (walleye pollock), 849 nucleotides. It is a transcript of the gene he2, whose product is annotated as high choriolytic enzyme 2-like 1. Bases 1 to 849 code for a protein of 282 amino acids. NCBI's taxonomy places the organism in Eukaryota, Metazoa, Chordata, Actinopteri, Gadiformes, Gadidae. The record is from RefSeq and is a predicted model, not a curated record. Gene Ontology annotation, biological process: proteolysis. The transcript is spliced from 8 exons. Gene Ontology annotation, molecular function: zinc ion binding; metalloendopeptidase activity.